ACUAGGCUUCCUUCCGGUUUGCUAAGCGGAGGCCGGAAGUGUUGGUUUUAGGGGGCUGUGGGAGUAGAAGAGUGCUGAUAGCGGCAGCGAGGGCAGCGAAGGGGUUACCGAAGUGCUGGGAUUCUUGCGGCUGUGCAGGGAUUUAACCACCACCAUGUCGAGCAAAAGGGCAAAGACCAAGACCACCAAGAAGCGCCCGCAGCGCGCAACAUCCAAUGUGUUUGCCAUGUUUGACCAGUCACAGAUUCAGGAAUUCAAAGAGGCCUUCAACAUGAUUGAUCAGAACAGAGAUGGUUUCAUUGACAAGGAAGAUUUGCAUGAUAUGCUUGCCUCCCUGGGGAAAAAUCCAACUGAUGAGUAUCUGGAUGCCAUGAUGAAUGAGGCUCCAGGGCCCAUAAAUUUCACCAUGUUUCUCACGAUGUUUGGUGAGAAGUUAAAUGGCACAGAUCCAGAAGAUGUCAUCAGAAAUGCUUUUGCUUGCUUUGAUGAAGAAGCAACUGGCACCAUCCAGGAAGACUACCUGAGAGAGCUGCUGACAACGAUGGGAGACCGGUUUACGGAUGAAGAGGUGGACGAGCUGUACAGAGAAGCGCCUAUCGACAAAAAGGGGAAUUUCAAUUACAUCGAGUUCACGCGCAUCCUUAAACAUGGAGCAAAAGACAAAGAUGAUUGAAAGAACUUCAGAUUCCAGCCAAACGUUCCUUGUUGCCACUUUGGGUAUUUCUGAGACGUUCUCUUAGAGUCUGUUGCAUGCCCUUAGCUUUGCAGCUUUUGCCUUUCUUGUAUUUAUUCUCAGCCAUUUUGGGCACAUGCAUCUCUAUAUUCAGACUGGAAAUGGGACUUUUUAUGAUUUUCAGAUAGAAAAUAGGGCAAUUUAACUUACCAGCCCCUCCCCCUCAAUAACUGCAGUCUACACAGAUUCAGUAUAUUUUUUCAGAGAAAGUUAUUCACUCAAUUUUUUCUGAACCAUAAUUAAACUUUAUGAUAAAAACU
Messenger RNA from Neofelis nebulosa (Clouded leopard), 993 nucleotides. RefSeq names its product myosin regulatory light polypeptide 9. The record is from RefSeq and is a predicted model, not a curated record. Lineage: Eukaryota; Metazoa; Chordata; Mammalia; Carnivora; Felidae. The coding region runs from base 155 to 673 and encodes 172 amino acids. The transcript has 4 exons. Gene Ontology annotation, molecular function: calcium ion binding. Gene Ontology annotation, cellular component: cytoplasm. Gene Ontology annotation, biological process: platelet aggregation.